Blepharisma stoltei is the source of this 1728-nucleotide messenger RNA. The record is from the annotation of a GenBank genome assembly. Lineage: Eukaryota; Ciliophora; Heterotrichea; Heterotrichida; Blepharismidae.
AUGAAUAUUUCUGUCACUUUUUUACUUGCAGUAUUUCUGACAGUGAACGCUGAUUUUAUAAACCCAGAAGAAGUUCACUUAUAGAGGUUUCCUCUAUAUAGCGCUGAAAGCACAGACAUUUUCCCAGGAGCCUUCCAAGUUCGUCGGACCGAAUCGCUUUUUGGUCCGACCAAGGCAUUGAUUGGUGCAACCAACCGAUAAAUUCCGAUCAGAAUUUAUCGGCCUUACAGCGCCAAACAUAGGAAACUUCUAUAUCUUGGACUGAAAAUCCCGGCGAGAUCAGAAUUACAUGGGCGACCAAGCUCCCAUCCAAGUCCUACGCUACUUUUCGGCCACUGCUCUGCGACAGUGUAGUGAAUCCUUCAGUUUGAAAUCAAUCAAGAAGCAACGAUACGAAAUUUAUUUAUGGGUCUCCUGAAAAAUACAACCAUCAGUUUAUUCAUACAGCGACCAUUUCAAACUUAAAUCCUAAUUGCUUUUAUGAAUAUUAUGUUGGAUGCAAUUGGGUAGUCAGCGAAAAAUUUGUUUUUUCAGGUAGAACCCCGGUGCUUAGCUCGACAGCAAAUGACGCGCAGGCUUUUAAAGCUUUGAUAUUUGGAAACUGGGGAUAUGGGAUAUCUGGACAGUAUAGUGUCUGCACCUCAUUGCACACCUUUGCACAAUAUUCUUCUCUGAAACUCGGAGUAUUGGCGAGUCUCCUUGGGGUGGUAAAUCAAUCCCAAGCUGGCACAUCCUGCCAUAAGUAUAUUCUUUUGUCAGCUUGGUGUUGGCUUGCCACCUUAAGGUGACUCGUCAACUAUCCAAAUUGCGAAGAAUAAGAUUGCAUCAAAGUAUGCAAUUAGUGCGCAGACACUAUAUACUUCUUACCUGAUGAGCCGAGAAAGCCAAAUAAGGGAUUUUGACGCGGUGUUUCAUUUAGGCAAUAUUGCUUACUCACUUGAUUCACACAAUGGAGAGACAGGGGACGACUUCUUUAGCAUGAUUCAGCCAAUAGCUUCUAGCUAUCCUUAUAUGACAAUUCCAGGAACUCAAGAAGACUUGGCAAACUACACACAGUAUCAUAUGAGAUUUCUUAUGCCGAAAAAUAAUGAUAAUAAGGGAACCGGAUUCUUUUAUUCGUUAAAUAUAGGCCCUGUGCACUUUGCCAUGAUUAAUUCAGAGCUAUAUUUCAAUAAAACUCCUGCAUCAUUAGCAUUAGAACAGACGAACUGGCUUAGAAGUGAUUUAACGUCAGCAAAUCAGCAAAGAACUGCAAGGCCUUGGAUAGUGAUAUUAAUGCAUCGUCCUCUUUAUUGUGCAUCUAACUUGUCACUGACACGACACACAAUUUGUGGAAGCGAAGCCACAGUUCUUAAAGAAUCUUUGGAAGAAAUUAUUUAUGACAAUUCAGUGGAUUUGGUAAUUUCAGCACACUUGAAUGGCUAUGAAAGAAGUGCUGCAAUAUAUAAAGGAGAGGUCUUAAAAGGAGCAAAUAGUACCGCAAAUUAUUAUACAGACCCAGCUGCCCCUGUUUAUAUAGUUAGUGGAGCUGCUGGCAAUUCAGAAGGCUUGGAUCCGCUAUAUCAAAGUGUUUCAGUCCCUGAAACGACUGAAUUCGUUGGCUCAACGUAUGGCUAUGGAAGAAUUUAUGCAUAUAACACUACUCACUUGUACUGGGAACAAUACAAUGCUGCAAACUUAACCCAGGUAGAUUAUCUCUGGAUAAGCAAGUCUCAAGCAAGAUAUUAA